Molecule: messenger RNA, 2698 nt
Organism: Paramisgurnus dabryanus
Lineage: Eukaryota; Metazoa; Chordata; Actinopteri; Cypriniformes; Cobitidae
Biological process (GO): regulation of transcription by RNA polymerase II
Cellular component (GO): nucleus
Molecular function (GO): DNA-binding transcription factor activity, RNA polymerase II-specific; RNA polymerase II transcription regulatory region sequence-specific DNA binding
Source: RefSeq, a predicted model, not a curated record
UGCGCGCUCAGUGCGCUGCUACUCGGCUGUGGGAAGAUUGAUGUGUGUGUGAGGCGAAUCAAACGAUACAUAAUUUGCGAACUAUUUAAACAUUAUUGAAGAUAUGUUAAAUAAUAUUACAUUAUUGUGAUACUUUUUUGUAAAUUACUGAGCGUUCAACAAGGCAAGAAACAAAGAGAUUUACUUCACUUUUAAGCCGUUCAGACAUCAGUUGAUCUAUAAAUACUGUGAAGAGGACCAAUAAGCAGCUGCUGUCACAACACAUUCAGCUCCUUUACUGUUUUAAUGAUGGAGUGUGUUAAAGAAGAGACUGAUCCUGAAUCAUUCACAAUAACACCUCAACAUACUGAAGAACAAACAGGCAUGACGGUAGUGAAAGAGGAAGAUCAACAACAAAAUGAAAUGGAGGAUGAACAUCAUCAACACCAUUUUAUAAGUGAAGAAAAUUCAUUUGGUUGCUCACAAACUGUUGAGAAUUCACCACAAGAAAAAGCAGAAACCAAAAUCUCAAAGAGUUUUCCACAGAGAGGACAUUUAAAUGUUCACAUAAAGACUCACACAGAAGAAAUGUCAUACACCUGUUCUCAGUGUGGAAAAUGUUUUAAACGAAAACGAAAUCUUAAUGUUCACUUAAAGUGUCACACUACAGAAAUGCCAUACAGCUGCCCUCAGUGUGGUAAAUGUUUUAAACAAAAACGAAAUCUUAAGGCUCACCUAAAGUCUCACACUACAGAAAGGCCAUACAGCUGCCCUCAAUGUGGUAAAUAUUUUAAACACAAAGGAAAUUUUAAAGUUCACGUAAAGUCUCACAUUGAAGAAAGGCCAUACAGCUGCCAUCAGUGUGGAAAGGCUUACAAACAUAACAGAUGCCUUAAGGAACAUCUGAUCAGUCACGGAGAUGAGAGACCCUUUGUAUGUCCUCAGUGCGAUAAGACUUGCGUAAGUAAAAACAACCUUAAGGAACAUUUAAUAAGUCACAGUGUUGAGAGACCCUUUGAAUGCCCUCACUGUGGAAAAUGUUUUAAACAAAAAGGAGCUCUUAAAUCUCACUUAAAGAUCCACAGUGAAGAACGGCCAUACAGCUGCCCUCAGUGUAGAAAGACUUACAAACAUAAAUUCUACCUUAACAAACAUCUAGUCAGUCACAGAGAUGUGAUGCCCGUUAUGUUCCCUCAGUGCGAUAAGAGUUCUUUACGAAAGCAAUGUCUCACUGUCUACACUUGUCCUCACUGUGGAAAGAAUUUAGCAUCAAAAGCAGAUCUAGAGAAUCACAUACGAGUUCACUCUGGAGAAAAACCUUUCAUGUGCCCGCAGUGUGACAAGAGUUUUACACAACGAAGAACUCUUAGGCAACACAUACAAAUUCAUACAGGUGAGAAGCCUUGCCAUCGUGCCAUCUCAUGCCAUCUAUGUGGUAAGAGUUACGCACAUAAACGAAGUCUCAAAUAUCAUCUGCUGUUUCACUCCAAUGAAAGGCCGUUUACCUGCGAUCAGUGCUAUCGAAAGUUUGUUUCAGCUACACAUCUAAAGAGACACCAGAAGACACAUAAAACAUAAAAAGUUGUGACUUAUCAUUGUGUGGAAAUGACUUUCUGAGAGCAGGAGACCUGGAGCGGGACCAAAAGAUCUGGAGAAUAUCCCUAAAGUGCUCACAAUGACCAUGUUUACAUAAUUCAAUUAUAAUGGGAUUUUGACAAUAUACUUUACCUCAUGUAAACACAACACUUUGAUAAAAAUAAUGCUAUUAAGCUCAUAAUCGCAGUAAGUAUAAUCAUAUUCUACGUGGUGGCGUAGUUUGGCGCAAAUUCAUUUUAAACGUGACAUUAGGGUGUUUUUACUGAACUCUCUCAACACAAACCAGGCAUAUGCCUUAGUUUAAUUAGGAAAUAUAACUAUUUUUAACAAACAUGCCUUACUAAAAACAUUACUUGUAUACACUUUGAUGCAAAACAAAGGGCACUGAUGCAUUUUAAGAUAUGUCUGUGCAUUUUUUUUUCAGUUUGACAGCUCUUACAUUUAUUUUAGUCUUGGAGUAGUCUAAUCCCUGUUCGGGAAACCACCCCUAUAUUUGAGUUUAUCAUUUGUCUGUGCAUUAAGUUAUGUGUGAAUUCCUAAAAUAAAAACUGCUUGUAAACAGGAGUAAAGAGGAUAGCUUCAGUUAUUUAAAGUUCUUAUUGCUAUUAAGUCCUUACUCUGAUUAUUGGAAAUUAUUGCAUUAUUGGUCUACAUGUAAACGUAGUCAUUGUUACAGCUAUGGACUUGAAUAGAAAAGCACUCAUUGCAAAGAUUGAGCAAAGAUCAGCUUCAGUCUUCAGAUCUACUUCAUUACAUUGACUCUGUGGUGAAAUGAGCUGCCAUCCAUCACCUGAUCAUCGUCCAUGACCACUUAAUCCUUCAAAAAACAUUUGAAGUCAAAACUCUUCUGCAUUCAUUGUAGUAUACACUUAUUUACAUAUUUUCACUUUAAAAUAUUUUUGAAAAAAGAUUAUUUAUAAACCUCUCCUUCAUACUGUUUACUUCUAGCGUCAACACUAUACUUAUAAGCAUAACAAAGUAUGAUUCUUGUUGGCUUUUUAGAAAAAAAUGUUAAAUACUACCCCAUUUGUAAACUACUUUGGAUAAAAGUGUCUGCUAAAUAAAUAAUACAAUUUAAUAAAUGAUCUGAUGAGUUAAAUCAGGUGUUAGAUGAAGGCGAUGA